Schistosoma curassoni is the source of this 1521-nucleotide messenger RNA. NCBI's taxonomy places the organism in Eukaryota, Metazoa, Platyhelminthes, Trematoda, Strigeidida, Schistosomatidae. The record is from the annotation of a GenBank genome assembly.
AUGAGCAGGAAUACCAAUAGGCUUAGUUGUCUGUCUUGUUAUAAACGCCGCCGUAAAUGUACAAAAAGUAGUGGCUCAGACUAUGCUAACUGUGUAAACAAGCAAACCCUAAACGAUACUAGACAGGCUGACCAAGAUGGAAGUGCUAAGGAGACUUUAUCUCUAUCAACUAUUAGUCACACUCCGGGUGCUGGGGACGGGGGUUCAGCUAGUUUAGGCGACUGGUCUACGGUUCACCAACUUGAUGGAAUUGAUGCUUCAAAAGUGAAUUUAUUAUGUGAGGGCAGCAGCAACAACACGUCAUCCGUAUUAGGCGUUCUCAACAGAGUAGAGUUCUGUGAUCGUUUAGAAAGCAUAGUUCUUCGGCUUGAAAGGAUAGCACAAACAAUAAUACCAGAAAAAACUCCUGGACUGGUUGCUUUUGAACUGAUUAUUGCUAAUAGCCUUAAAAAUUAUGUCGCAUGUAGUAGAAAGUUGGGAGGAAACAUACAAUCUCAGUCAUUAUGUGUCCAAAACGCUUUCGGCUUCGUCAGGGAUCUCAUUGAACUAUCCAACAUUUAUAGCAAACCAACUGAAGUGGAUAUGGAUGUUCACUUAAAGCCUCUUCAUUUUAAGAUGAUUGAAAUAGCAAACUUCAGGGUUGGAGCUAUGUCCGUACGGAAGUGUCAGCUAUCAACCAUUGCAGAUUCUGUCCUUAUACUGAAUUGGGUUGGGUGUUCUUCAGCAUCGCAGUACGUUAAAGAAUUGAAGGACUCAACAUGGUUGAACGCUAACAAAGUCUUUCAGUAUUGCCGUGAGAGCCUUCCUGAACAUGUUGAGUGGUUACGCUCAUGGCUUUCUUGUCUGGAUGAAUUGUGCGUAGUUGUUGGAGAGCAUUUUCCAUACGGUCUAAAAUGGAAUAAAAAUGGUCCCAAACUACCCUUACCAACUGUUGAAAUACGCCCAAUUCAGUCUUUGCAAGAGGGUCGUACCAAUACACAUGAAAGAACUUCAAAAAAGGAAUGUUUGUCUACUAUUGCUUUUCCUUCCAGUCAGUCAAGUCUAUCGGAAAGAUGUGUUGUGUACGAUACCAAGUCUAGGAUAUUUCCCUUUUAUCACUUUUUGCAAAUGAGAAACCUUCCUGAACAUGUUGAGUGGUUACGCUCAUGGCUUUCUUGUCUGGAUGAAUUGUGCGUAGUUGUUGGAGAGCAUUUUCCAUACGGUCUAAAAUGGAAUAAAAAUGGUCCCAAACUACCCUUACCAACUGUUGAAAUACGCCCAAUUCAGUCUUUGCAAGAGGGUCGUACCAAUACACAUGAAAGAACUUCAAAAAAGCCUUUUCAUCCCAAAUUAUCAGUACAAUCACAACCGGAUCCAGUUGAUGUCACUAAGUUGUUUGCUGAAUUAGCAAGUGCUCAUAAAAAUUUACGCCAUAUCAGUUCAGUUGGUCCAAGUGUGAUAGUUACAGUCACACAUCAUUUGACUUCGCAACCUACAAACUGUGCCUUAUUUCAGGGGGAAAAAGUUUCGUCUUAUGACUGA